AUGGCUGAGUUAUCGUUCAUGUCGGUGGAUCAUGACAUUGAUAUGUCCACCGUAGAAAUGGACAUUGACGAAAAGGUCUCUGAAUCGUCAUGUGUAGAACAAAACACUACAGAAGACGUUCCAAACUUCGAAAGGAUCGAAAAAAACAUUGAAAAUUUCGCCGAACAAAUUGAACGACGAACUGGCACCGAAACGGUCGAAAUAUGUGAAGAAACUGUCAAUCCUCAUGGUAAAGUGAACGCGGAGGACUUUAACGUCCUGAAGGUGUUUUUGGUGCAGAGAGCCACCGAAAGCAGUGACAAAGGAAAGUUCUACGCAAUGAAGGUGCUGAAAAAAGCCAGACUCGUUUGUAAUGAGAAAAAUACUGCUCAUACCGUGUCAGAACGGAACAUCCUUGAAGUUUUAAGACAUCCAUUCCUAGUUCGUCUGCACUAUGCUUUUCAGAAUCGGUCGAAUUUGUACAUUGUACUAGAGUAUUGCCCUGGUGGUGAACUCUUCCGUUACCUAGAACGUGAAGGCUUUUUAAUGGAGGAUGCAGCGUGUUUUUAUAUAUCUGAAAUAGCACUAGCAAUUGGUCAUUUGCAUUCUCUCGGGAUCAUCUACCGUGAUUUAAAACCUGAGAACAUUCUGCUUGACAAAGCGGGCCAUGUCAAACUGACGGAUUUCGGCUUGUCAAAAGAAGGUGCUUGUACAACGAACACUUUCUGUGGAACAAUUGAAUACAUGGCUCCCGAGAUCAUUCGGUGUGCUGGCCAUGGAAAGGCCGUCGAUUGGUGGAGUCUCGGAACUCUACUGUUUGACAUGCUCUCGGGCGGGCCUCCAUUUAGUCAAGAGGAGAACAAGAAAGCCACCGCGGAGAAGGUAAACCACGUUUUGCAUUUCACGAUUUUCUUGCAGAUUCUUAAAAGCCAGGUCAAGUUUCCUCCCUCAUUUUCUACUGAGGCAAUGAGCCUAAUACGUGGGCUUCUGAAGAAGGACCCGAAAGAAAGACUCGGAGCAAAGAAUGAUGUUGAAGAAAUCAAGCAACAUCGAUUUUUUAAGCGUUACGACGUGAAUUGGACAGACGUCUAUGAUCGAAAAAUGGAGCCACCUUUCCGCCCUGAGCUGCUAUCUGAUUCAGACGUUUCCAUGUUCGAUCCUACCUUCACUGGCUUGCAACCCAUCGUCAGUCCGGGUAACGCCGACGAGUCCGUCCCUGGCGAUCUAUUUCAGGUGAAUUUUCCCUUUAUUCGUAACCUUUAA
Messenger RNA from Dibothriocephalus latus, 1242 nucleotides. The record is from the annotation of a GenBank genome assembly. Lineage: Eukaryota; Metazoa; Platyhelminthes; Cestoda; Diphyllobothriidea; Diphyllobothriidae.